This is a messenger RNA of Vigna unguiculata (cowpea), 2682 nucleotides long. RefSeq names its product zinc finger (Ran-binding) family protein (gene VAR3). Gene Ontology annotation, cellular component: cytoplasm. The record is from RefSeq and is a predicted model, not a curated record. Lineage: Eukaryota; Viridiplantae; Streptophyta; Magnoliopsida; Fabales; Fabaceae. Gene Ontology annotation, molecular function: mRNA binding.
AAAUUACAAGUGCAGCAGCGUUAGCUGAAGAAGUGUGAAAUGAGUGGCUUGGCACCAAGGUUCCUCUUCCUCCUUUCCAGUCCCCUCCCUCUGCUCCGCCGCCACCACCACCAGUACCACCGCAACCUCUUCCUUCUCUCUUCCCGUUCCCUCCGCCUCUCUGCUUCUCCUUCUUCCUUCUCUUUCUCAUCUUCACCUCUGCCACUCAAACUCAGAGCCUCCCACUUUUCCUCUGCCUCCUCAUCUCCAUGGCCCGAGUACUCCUCUUUCCUCUCUCACAUAUCCUCCGCCGGCUACCUCUCCUCCCUCCCCGAUGAAGCCUUCACUGCCGCCGCCCAACACCUCUCCUACUCCUUUCUCCGCGACGCCACCGCUUGCUUGGCCUUCGCACGCGACCGCCCUAACCUUCUCAGGUUGCUUUCUACGAGAGAUAUUGCGGCCGUGGUUGAGCACGGCUCCCCCUUUCUCUUCCGCGACGCAGAUGAUUCCGUCAGGAAGAUGAAGUCCUUUCUGUCCAACGGUGACGCCAAUGUGUUGGACACUGAUAGAGCAAAUACAGUUGACCUAAUGAAGUUUUUGCUGAGUUAUGCAAGUGAUCCAUAUGUCCCUUCAGAAGGGAACAGUCUCAAUGAAAGAAAUCUUCUUGAAUCAUCUGUCAGAAAUCUCUUUGGUGAACUUUUCAAACUGAGUUAUAGUGCACCGGGAUCAAACUCUUUUGAUUCAGUGCAAAGUCAAAUGUCUGGAAGAUUUGGAGAUGCAAAGCCUCCUGCACAAAAGAUUGAAAUGAAGAGGGGUGAUUGGAUUUGCCCAAGGUGUAAUUUCAUGAAUUUUGCAAGAAACAUCAAAUGUCUUGAGUGUGAUGAAGCAAGGCCAAAAAGGCAACUAGCUGGAGGUGAAUGGGAAUGUCCUCAGUGUGAUUUCUAUAACUACGGGAGGAACAUGAGUUGCUUAAGGUGUGAUUGCAAGCGACCUGGACAAAUAUCUUUGGGUGCCAUCAAUACCAUGUCAAAUAUGGAGUAUGAAAAUGGAAACAAUCCUAAUACUUCGGAUAUUGAUGCUAGGUUAGCUGCUAAUGAAGAAAAGGCACAGCGUUGGUUUAGCAAGGUUUCCCAACUAGACAGCAGUGCAGAUAUUAAUAGUGUAAUUGCAGAUGAAGAUUUUCCUGAAAUAAUGCCACUGAGGAAAGGAGUUAAUAGAUUUGUUGUGAGCACAAGAAAGACUCCACUGGAGAGGAGGUUGGCUAACGCUCAAUAUAAGAGAAACUUGUCCAAUUAUGACAUUUCUAGGACUGAGGAUUUUAGUGCUGGAGAGCCAAUCAAGUCCGAUGACAAUCUGGAUGACAUAGUUGGUCAUUCAGCUGGCCUUCCUCAAUAUGGCAAUAACAACUCUGAACAAAAUGCUGGCGGAGACAGGCAACCUCCAUUUGCUAGCAAUAGCAAUACUUCACAUUUUAAAAAUGUUCAAGGGAGCUACACUAGUACUGUUUCUCCCAGUCCAUUGUCUGUAGAUGCACUUGGCCCGAAGUCUGAGAACUUGCUAUCAGACGAGAGCAAAAAUGUGGUGUUAGACACUGAUAUCGGAUAUGCUAGUUUGGGAGACAGUUCACAACUUUCUAAGAAUUCUACAAAUAUCACAGAGGAUAAGGAGAAAGAGCAAGCUGAAAAAACUGAGAAAUGGUUUAGAAAGAUUGCUGAGCUGAAUGAUUUUCCAGAUAUGACAAGUGCAAUGUCUGAUGAGGAUUUCCCUGAAAUAAUGCCCAUGCGUAAAGGAGAAAAUCGAUUUGUUGUUAGCAAGAAAAAAGAUCGUUCUUUAACAACACCAGCAUAUAAGAGACAAGUGGCCAUGGAGCAAGCUAGCAAAACCAACUUUGUUCCGUUUGUCCCCUUCCCCCCAGAUUACUUUGCUAAAAAGGACAAGCCGCAGGCAGAUGGAACAGAUUCAAUGGAUAGGUCCAAUGAUGGUACAUCUUCCAUAUCUGAGGUGGCAGAGAAGGCUUCGGAGAUAUCGGAUGAUGCUAGAGCUCAACCAGGACAGAGUCCAAAGUCUUCUGAACAGAGCUCAAAUAACAAUGAUAUUGGCUCUAUGCCUUGGUCAGGAACCAGCGGAAAUUCAAGGCGGAGUUUCAAUCAAGAUCUCGUUCCAAAUUUGACUGGGAGUUCAUCCCCAGGUACAGCAUCUGACAACCAGAGUGGUAAAGCAGAGUGGACAGGGAAGAGUUUGGAGGGGUCUGCCGUGAAGGAACCAGAUCCUUUGGACAUGUCAGAGGAGGCAAAAGCAGAGAGGUGGUUCAGGCGUGUUGCACAAAUUAAGGAUAUAUCUGAGCUCAGUCAGAUUCCAGAUGAAGAUUUUCCUUCAAUAAUGCCUAUGCGCAAAGGGGUGAACAGAUUUGUUGUAAGCAAGAGGAAAACUCCGUUGGAAAGGAGAUUGACAUCUCAGCAAUACAGAAGAAAUCUACCAACUGUGAGCUCAGAUCCAAGUAAAAACGAAAAUGAAGGGAGCUGAAAAGUAGUAGUAGUAGUAUUAAUUAUUUUACCAUUUUGCUUCCUUUUUUCUUUGUGAAGCUAAAAUGUUGCCAAAUAUUGAAAAAGGAUGACAAGAUGCUGGAAAUCAUCGAGUAUUAAAACCUUUCAUUUUUUGUAUUUUCUGGUUUUGUUUCCAAUGUAGGAAUCCAGUUUCCUGUUG